CUAAGUGUUCUUUAUGCUGCACUCAUCUUAUCAUCCAUGUUCCUCCCUCCAAUCCUCAUCAAGAAGCUGGGCUGCAAGUGGACCAUGGCAGGUUCUAUGUGCUGCUACAUAGCAUUCUCCUUAGGGAACUUCUAUGCAAGCUGGUACACACUAAUCCCUACCUCUGUGAUCCUGGGCUUAGGAGGAGCACCACUCUGGUCAGCUAAAUGCACUUACCUCACCAUUGCUGGCACUUCAUAUGCUGAGAAAGCAGGAAAAAGUGCAAAAGACAUUAUCAACCAAUAUUUUGGUGUCUUUUUUCUGGUAUUUCAAUCCUCCGGCAUCUGGGGAAAUCUUAUCUCAUCCUUGAUAUUUAGCCAAUCUUCCAACAAAGUGGAAAUCACAGAAGAAGAACUGGCAUGCUGUGGAGCAUACAACUGCCUGACUAAUGCUACUAAUAGCACGGGCUCAACAAGACCCUCCAACUCCUUAAUCUACACUCUGCUAGGAGUCUACACUG
Molecule: messenger RNA, 499 nt
Organism: Acanthisitta chloris (rifleman)
Lineage: Eukaryota; Metazoa; Chordata; Aves; Passeriformes; Acanthisittidae
Gene: UNC93A
Product: unc-93 homolog A (C. elegans)
Exons: 3
Source: RefSeq, a predicted model, not a curated record